Podarcis muralis (Common wall lizard) is the source of this 1860-nucleotide messenger RNA. NCBI's taxonomy places the organism in Eukaryota, Metazoa, Chordata, Lepidosauria, Squamata, Lacertidae. The record is from RefSeq and is a predicted model, not a curated record.
GGGCGGAGGCGGAGCGGGGGGCGACGAGGGAGCGGAGGAGGCGAGGAGGCCUUUGUCUGGCCUCGGGGCCUGCGGCGCCGGCGUCGGGGCGGAGCCCAGGAGGAGAGGGCGGCCUGUUCAAUGAUCCUGGAAUGCAGAAGAUGCACAUCGGCAAGACAUCCUGACUGAAAACCUACGUGGUUUGCAACAGCAAAAUGGCAAAAGUUGACGGUGUGAUAAAUGAGGAUGCUGCCAGAUUUGAAAUUCUUUGGCACUGCUUGACUUUGGGGCAAAGCGGAGGAGAUUCGAAAGCGGCACGCUCAGGGUCUUGAGUCUUUUUCCAGUUUUUGCAUGAAGGCACUAGACAGGUGCAUGUUGGGAAUGGGUUUGCAGUGAGCUCAGAUGGCAGUGUUGAAGGUGGAUUCAGACCUGGGAGAUGGAUAAAGUCCCAGUAAAGUCUCUGUUACUGUGCUAGUGAAGGAUUCCCCAGCGUGACAUCUGUGGAUGGAACCAGUAGAAGAACUGUGUGCAUCUGUGCUCUCCAGUUCUACAGAAAGAGAAUUUAUAGGAAACUAUGAGAUCCCAAGUGAGUACGAGGAAGAGAUUCCUCCUGGAGAUGAUCCAGAGAAGGUGCAGCAAGAUGAGCUUUUACCGAGACAAAAUGAAGAAAAUGCUCCUCAAAGUCAUGGAGGAGCCAUUGAAGAUGAGCAGAUGCAAGACAGUUGUCCUGAUCAGCAGCAUAAUGAAUCUGCAGAUCAAGAUGGUACCCUGGGACUCCUCCAAGACAUCGUGUCUCCACCUGGGAAUUCCCUUGGGAGUAGAACCUUUCCGUUACACCAAAGGUGUGGAGAGCGUCCAAUACAAUUCAAGCCUUAAUGUCCAACCUGAGAUCUCUCCAGUGGGAGAGAAGCCUCAUAAGUGCACUGAAUGUCGCAAGAGCUUCAGCUGGCGCUCUGACCUUAUUAAACACCAGAGAAUUCACACGGGGGAGAAGCCCUACAUAUGCAGUGAAUGUGGGGAGAACUUCACGGUGAGCUCUCACCUUUUCACACAUAGGAGAAUCCAUACCGGAGAGAAGCCUUUCCUUUGUCCCGAGUGUGGGAAAUGCUUCAGUCGGAACUCGCACCUUGUGAACCACCAAAGAACCCACACGGGAGAGAAACCCUUUGAAUGCAGCGAGUGCGGGAAGAGCUUCAGCGAUUUCUCAACCCUGACUCAGCACCAGAGAACGCACACAGGUGAAAAGCCCUAUAUAUGUGUUGAGUGUGGAAAAGGCUUUAUACAGAGUUCGCAUCUCGCAAGGCACCGGAAAACCCACAUGGGAGAGAAACCCUACAAGUGUGCCGAGUGCGGCAAAGGCUUCCGAUACAAGACGCACCUCGUACAACACCACAGACUUCACAUAGGAUAGGAAAGCGGGGCAGGAUGACUGCCUUGCCUAUAAAAGCUAAUGAAUGUUCUAAGUUUCAUGGGGAAAUGAAAUAAAGAAGGAACCUUAAGAAACGUAGCGUUUUUAACUGUAGUGAACAGAGGCCAGAGCUGUACUUUAAGUAGGAAACAUGUUUGCUGUGUAUAAACCAUUGCUUGCCAAGUCAGUGUUUAAACUAUGGGUGGCAUGUAUGUCUGGAAAUCCUGGCCAAAUUUAUGUGGAAGGACUUGUGUGGCACUGGGGCAACAGCCAGUAGGGUGGAGCUUCCCCAAGCAACAGGGAGGGAGGCUGGAUGUUGCAAGUCAGGGAAUUUGGGGAAGUGGGUGAGUAUAGUUGAUGGAUUGAUGAGUUGGGUUAGGGAAGCAGACUUCAACAAAGAAUGGGAACUUUGGACCUGUAGAGAUACAGUCACCAAGACCUCAGCUGAUGUGCAGUGAGAGGAACACUUUGUC